AUGUCAGAACUUAUGAAAUGUUCUCAUUCUUCAAAUGCAGCCACGAGAAAGAAGAGGAGCAAAAACAAGAAGAGGUUCAGCGAUGGACAAGUCAAAUCAUUGGAAUCCAUGUUUGCGACAGACUCCAGACUGGAACCCACCAAGAAAUUGGAGGUGGCAAGAGAACUUGGCUUGCAGCCAAGACAAGUUGCCAUUUGGUUUCAGAACAAGAGAGCACGAUGGAAGCUGAAGCAGAUUCAGCAAGACUACACUGUGCUUCGAGCCAAUUAUAAGACGUUGGAUUCACAGUUUGAUGCUCUCAACAAAGAGCACCAAUCAUUGUCAAUACAGUUGCAGAAAAUGAAAAAUCGAUUACAAAAGCCACUAGAACAAACUGAGAGUUUUAGUAAAGGACACAAAACAGCAAACAGCAUGGAGAGUGAAACUGGGAAUGGAGAGACCAUCAAAAGAGAACAGGAGAUGAAGCAGCCGAGCUUCUCAACAGAAAGAUCAGAAGACUUGGUUUGUGGUGUUAUCUCGGACUGUGACAGCAGAAAAGCAAAACAAUACUUUGGUGUAGAAGAUGAUCCUUCCCUUCUGGGCCUUGUUGAGAACACUGAUGGUUCUUUCACAACAUAUGAAGAUUGGGGUUUGUUAGGAUCAGAUGAUAUCUCAGGCCAAUUAACUAGCUAUGAUUAUCAAUGGUUGGACUUCUGGUCCUGA
Molecule: messenger RNA, 702 nt
Organism: Sphenostylis stenocarpa
Lineage: Eukaryota; Viridiplantae; Streptophyta; Magnoliopsida; Fabales; Fabaceae
Source: the annotation of a GenBank genome assembly